Molecule: messenger RNA, 447 nt
Organism: Prorocentrum cordatum
Lineage: Eukaryota; Dinophyceae; Prorocentrales; Prorocentraceae
Source: the annotation of a GenBank genome assembly
AUGAGCCCCGCGAUGGCCUGCGCCGCGGCCGUCACCGGGAAGCUGAAGGACGUGCGCGCGCUGACGGCCCCCGCGGUCUCCGACAAGAUCGCGAUGAUGAAGGAGGCGCUGGACUCGAAGCUGUUCUACACAGACAAGGUUGUCCUGCCGCAGGACUUCUCGCCGGGGAAGCCGGAGAAGAAGGAGGUAGUCGCGAACGCUGCCGUGGCUGUCCCUCAGGAGGCGUCUGCGGGCAUGCCGAAGUUCGUCACGCUGGACAAAGUGAUAGCUGCACCGUUGCGAAAGGAUAACGUCGACACCGACUGUAUCAUUCCGAAGCAGUUCUUGAAGACGAUCAAGCGAACAGGGCUUGGCAAAGCUGCCUUCUUCGAGCUCAGAUACGAGGACGAUGGGGAGACGGAGAGGCCUGACUUUGUUCUCAACAAGCCGUAUUACCGGAAGAGCGAG